Monopterus albus (swamp eel) is the source of this 2541-nucleotide messenger RNA. RefSeq names its product syntaxin 4 (gene stx4). The coding region runs from base 194 to 1084 and encodes 296 amino acids. Gene Ontology annotation, biological process: exocytosis; vesicle fusion; intracellular protein transport. Gene Ontology annotation, molecular function: SNAP receptor activity; SNARE binding. The transcript has 10 exons. The record is from RefSeq and is a predicted model, not a curated record. Gene Ontology annotation, cellular component: SNARE complex; endomembrane system; plasma membrane. NCBI's taxonomy places the organism in Eukaryota, Metazoa, Chordata, Actinopteri, Synbranchiformes, Synbranchidae.
GGGGCGCUGAUGAGUCCAUGUUCAAUAGUUUGAAGAGCACAAGAAUAAGAAGUGUUGCUACUGGAUCUUAGUUACUUCUUAAAUGACAUUAGACCAAAAUUUACAGUAUUACCGUUGGUUUAAAAAUAAUUUACCAAACUUCAGCGGAGAGUUGUAGCCUUUCUAUUGUCCGACUAUCUGCGUUACUCGGAAAAUGCGGGACCGGACUAAAGAAUUAAAUAAUAAGGCCGAGAGCUCAGACGAGGAUGAGGAGGUCAAAUCUCUGAUGUCCAAGCCUGGGAGCUCUUCAGCCAAAGAGGAGAAGGAAAAUGAAGCCUUUUUUAAAAGGGUGCAAGAAAUUCACGAGGGGCUGCAUAGUCUCAGGAAGAUGGUGUCUGACCUGGAGAACAAGCAGAAGACUGUGCUGGGCGUGGCAUUGCCGGAGGAGAGUAUGAAGAAAGAGCUACAGACUCUUCGAGAUGAGAUAAAGAUGCUGGCGACCCAGAUCCAGAGGAAACUGAAGAGUAUUGAACCUAAGAAGGGAGAGGAGGAUGGAAAAUACGUUCCCAUAAACAUUCGAAUGCAGCGGACACAGCACGGCGUCUUGUCCAAGGAGUUUGUGGAGCUGAUGGGUUACUGCAACACCAUCCAGGCCCAGUACAGGGACCGCAACGUGGAGAGGAUACAGAGGCAACUUAAGAUCACUGGGACCGAGGUGUCGGAGGAGGAUCUGGACGCUAUGCUUGAAAGUGGCCAGACGGAUGUUUUCACUCAGAAUAUCUUGAGCGACGCUCAAGCUACAAAGCAGGCACUGAAUGAAAUUGAGUCCCGGCACGAUGAGAUCCUAAAGCUGGAGAAGAGCAUCAGAGAGCUGCAUGAAAUGUUCCAGUACCUCGCCAUGGAGGUGGAGGCUCAGGGGGAAAUGGUGAACCAGAUUGAAAACAACAUCAAAAAGUCCUGUGACUAUGUGGAGAAAGGAAAAGACAACCUAGAGCAAGCAGUCAAACAUCAUAACAGCGCACGCAAGAAAAAGGUUUGGAUCGCGAUCUGUUUGGCCAUCCUCCUCCUCAUCCUAGCCAUCUCACUGGCCGUCACCUUCUCCUAACACCAGGCAGUGUGGGUCGGCUGUAUAUCGAUUUGGCAGAAGCACAUUUCCCACUUUCAUGUAAAUAUCAGCCCACAGGAUGACCGGGUGAAUUUAGUCUGUCGUCUUCCCGCUACAUCAUCUUUUCACAUUUUGUCUUCCUCUAACUCCCCUGCCCUCCUAAUGGUUCUUUUUGUGUUUUCUUUAAAGAAGAGAUGUGCUCUCUGUUGUUUUAACUCAAAUAAACUACAGUCAUGCCUGUAUUUCCACUUCCACUCAAGCCACACUGCUGCUGGUUUAUGACUCCUCAUUGGGAAAGCUUGUGAACUGUUACACCAGAGCCCCUUCCCCCUAUGAUAAAGAGGAUAUAAGUGGCUUUAGUGUGACACAACGCAGUAUUGAAACCUGAUACCGGUGCUGAUCAUACUGUACUCAGGAAAACUGAUUCUUGUUACGGUGUUUGUGGAUGAAUUGAAAGCAUAAAUUAGUUCGAAUAGAAUAGAGGUUUCUUUUAUAGGCUGGUAUAAAUGUACAUAACAUUUCUGUGGAUUAUUUUUAAAACUUGAUGUUUCUGCCUACAUGUAACAAGUGUAAAUAUUUUUUGCAGCCCCACCCCCUUCAUUUUUUAUUAUACAAAGGAGUCUCAGCACUGCAGUAACAGGCCUGAGGCCCCUUUCUUUUUGUCCUAUCAGUGUGUUUAUGAUUUGACCAUCAUUGUGUAGAGCUGCCCCAACAGUGAAAUCCUUUUUUAAAAAGGCAUUUCAAAACCACCUUCUCCCUUACAACAAAUGUAUGUUUUGUUGUGCACUAAUAUUGCCAAGAACAGAGUGAGUGAGUUUUUAUGUUUGAAUUCACAUAGCGAUGUUUCAGCUGAGUCUCCUCAGCUCCACCUGACAUGUACGCUGUACCGUCGCACUGUGCCUCCACUUCUCCACCAGGUCCCUAGUUUAGUAAUUAGUUGAUUUUAAUUGAAAAAUCCUGGUGCAGUAAUGUGUUUACUAACAAGACAACCCCUUUAUGGAGACAAAUAGUCACCAUUGUGCAACACAAUGUGAAAAAUACACCAAACCAAAACUUUCAUGUACAGUUCUUGCUCAAGUCACCUUUAGCUUGUCUGCACACACGAGAGCAGACAGAAAAAGAAGAGUGACUUUGUUACUGCUGAAUGUUGCAUCACAUUUAUUUUAAUAUUUGUUUUUAAAAUAAAAUACUGCCAUAUUCUAUUGUUCUGUGUUUGUCAUUAUAGGACCGUUUUGUGUAGUCCAUAUAUAUUAGCUGAAGGUUUUUUUGUAAGUUACACCAAAGAAGUAUUUCACAUUACUUAACAGCUGUGACAUGAACCUGCAUUUCAAUCACAAACAAAAAUCUUCAACACACUAAAAAAGUAGCAACUAAUUUUUGGUCUUUUUAUUCAGCUGUAAUUGUCUUAAUUUUUCAAGUAAAACAAUGUGGAAUUACAAGGGAUCAAAGGAAUGCAA